UCUCGCCCGGAAGUCUCGCGUCUACUCGGCAGCGUCUGAGGCGCAGCGAAACAGCGACUGGAGCGACGAGAAGGGAACCGAGGGCCCUUUGGCUGAGCUGAACUAUUUGGAUUUCGGAAGAAAGAAGCGGCGGCUACCAAAAUGACCAGAGGAAACCAACGUGAGCUGGCACGUCUGAAGAAUGCCAAAAAAAAUGACGCUGGUAAAGGGAAGAAGGGCGACGAUGGACUCUCUGCUGCUGCUCGGAAGCAGAGGGAUGCCGAGAGAAUGCAAGAGAAGCAGAAAAAGUCGGCUGAAGGAGGAAAAGAAGAAACCAAGUCAAAGUAAAGAAUGAAGUCGGAGACAAAUACAGCUCAGUGCUUCAAUAAAAUAUCUUGUUUAGCAUUCUUCCUGAUAAUUAUAAUAAGGUAAUUAUUGUCUAGCCUCAAUAAUCUAGGAUCCUACAUUCUUUCCUAUGACAAAUGACAUUGCUUGUUGGAUUUGUUAUUUUUACUUUUGACUGAGCAAGCUGCUCGUGGUUGUCCCACGUUGGUGCUGCAUGCAUAGAAGCAUCAGUGGUGUAAGCAGCAGGAGAAAGAAGAACACUUCUUGACACAAGCACCUACAUAAGUUGUGUAUUUUUGUACAAAAAUGUCCCCGGCUGGUUUCAAAUAAAGUGUAUCUUUUUAGUUCA
Molecule: messenger RNA, 673 nt
Organism: Cyclopterus lumpus (lumpfish)
Lineage: Eukaryota; Metazoa; Chordata; Actinopteri; Perciformes; Cyclopteridae
Gene: serf2
Product: small EDRK-rich factor 2
Exons: 3
Coding region: 142-327 (61 amino acids)
Source: RefSeq, a predicted model, not a curated record